Populus trichocarpa (black cottonwood) is the source of this 2205-nucleotide messenger RNA. RefSeq names its product trifunctional UDP-glucose 4,6-dehydratase/UDP-4-keto-6-deoxy-D-glucose 3,5-epimerase/UDP-4-keto-L-rhamnose-reductase RHM1. The transcript is spliced from 3 exons. Gene Ontology annotation, biological process: nucleotide-sugar metabolic process. The record is from RefSeq and is a predicted model, not a curated record. Gene Ontology annotation, molecular function: dTDP-glucose 4,6-dehydratase activity. Bases 138 to 2120 code for a protein of 660 amino acids. Lineage: Eukaryota; Viridiplantae; Streptophyta; Magnoliopsida; Malpighiales; Salicaceae.
UAACAACCCCAUCACCUUGAUCCCCACUUUACUUCAAAAUAAUCCUACGUUUUAACUACUGCUUCUAUCUUCUUCUUCUUUCCCUUCCAUGAACACCAUCUCUGCAACUCUUUCUACUUCUCUUUGAGACAAGAAGGAUGUCUUCUGAUCCUGCUCCAUAUGCGCCGAGAAAGAUCCUCAUUACCGGUGCUGCCGGAUUUAUAGCCUCUCAUGUGAUUCGUAGAUUGAUCAAGGACUAUCCUGAUUACAAGAUUGUUGCCCUUGACAAGCUAGACUACUGCUCCAACCUCAAGAACCUUGCUACAUGUCGCGGCUCGCCGAAUUUCAAGUUUGUUAAGGGUGAUAUUGCUUGUGCUGAUCUUGUAAAUCACCUGUUGAUUGCUGAGGAUAUUGAUACGAUCAUGCAUUUUGCUGCUCAAACUCAUGUGGAUAAUUCAUUUGGGAAUUCAUUUGAAUUCACAACCAACAAUAUAUAUGGCACUCAUGUGCUUCUUGAAGCCUGUAAGGUCACAAAGAAAAUCAAGAGGUUCAUUCAUGUUAGUACCGAUGAAGUUUAUGGUGAAACUGAUAUGGAGACAGACAUUGGCAAUCCUGAGGCUUCUCAGCUUCUUCCUACAAAUCCUUACUCUGCGACGAAAGCAGGGGCUGAAAUGUUGGUCAUGGCUUAUCAUAGAUCUUAUGGCCUUCCUAUCAUUACCACUAGAGGCAACAAUGUGUAUGGCCCUAACCAGUAUCCUGAAAAGCUUAUCCCCAAAUUUAUUCUCCUGGCUCUCAAAGGAGAGCAGUUGCCGAUUCAUGGUGAUGGAUCGAAUGUUAGAAGCUUUUUAUACUGCGAGGAUGUGGCAGAGGCAUUUGAUGUGAUACUUCACAAGGGAGCUAUUGGACAUGUUUAUAAUAUAGGGACCAAGAAGGAGAGGCGAGUCCUCGAUGUGGCAGAGGAUAUCUGUAAGCUGUAUGGAUUGGAUCCUGAAAAAUCUAUCAACUAUGUUCAAGAUAGGCCUUUCAACGAUCAUCGAUAUUUCUUGGAUGAUCAAAAGCUCAAGAAGCUUGGGUGGCAGGAAAGUACUCCUUGGGAGGAAGGGCUAAAGAUGACAAUGGAAUGGUACACGAAGAAUCCUGAUUGGUGGGAUGAUGUAUCUGCUGCUCUUCACCCACAUCCACGCUUGAGUAUGAUUGCUCAAUCCAAUGAUGAUUCAUGGUUCUCUCAGAAGGGACUCAUAAGUGAUGCAAAGGAAGCUGGUAAAAGUGAUGGCAGUUCAGGACUAAAGUUCUUGAUAUAUGGCAAGACAGGUUGGAUAGGGGGGUUGCUAGGGAAGCUUUGUAAGGAUGGGGGCAUUGCAUUUGAGUAUGGUCAGGGAAGAUUGGAAGAUAGAAAGUCAAUUCUCAAGGAUAUAAAGAACAUAAAUCCAACCCAUGUGUUCAAUGCUGCUGGGGUUACUGGAAGGCCUAAUGUUGAUUGGUGCGAAUCGCACAAGGUAGAAACAAUUAGGACUAAUGUGGUAGGUACAUUGACUUUAGCAGAUGUUUGCAAGGAGCAUAAUCUCUUGAUGAUGAAUUUUGCAACUGGCUGCAUAUUUGAAUAUGAUCAAGAUCAUCAAGAAGGAUCAGGAAUUGGAUUCAAAGAGGAGGAUAAACCGAAUUUCACAGGAUCUUUCUACUCCAAAACCAAGGCCAUGGUGGAGGAGCUGCUGAGAGAAUAUGAGAACGUUUGCACGCUGCGAGUCCGGAUGCCAAUAUCAUCCGAUCUCAGCAACCCAAGAAAUUUCAUAACGAAGAUCACUCGUUACGACAAAGUGGUAAACAUACCAAAUAGCAUGACAGUGCUAGAUGAGCUCCUGCCAAUCUCAAUCGAGAUGGCAAAAAGAAAUUGCAGAGGAAUAUGGAACUUCACCAAUCCAGGAGUGGUAAGCCACAACGAGAUCUUAGAAAUGUACCGAGACUACAUCGACCCUGAAUUCAAAUGGAUGAAUUUUGAUCUAGAAGAGCAGGCCAAGGUGAUAGUAGCACCAAGGAGCAACAAUGAGCUGGAUGGUACAAAGCUGAAGAAUGAAUUCCCUGAAACGUUAUCAAUUAAAGAAUCAAUACUUGAGUAUGUAUUCAAGCCCAACAAGAAGACUUGAAACAUUAAAGCUGUUGUAACCUGCAAUUCUCCCCUGUUUCAUAAUCUUUUCUGAAUUAAUAACAUAAUAAAGUUUGUUAUUGUCA